Molecule: messenger RNA, 996 nt
Organism: Vitis vinifera (wine grape)
Lineage: Eukaryota; Viridiplantae; Streptophyta; Magnoliopsida; Vitales; Vitaceae
Product: probable xyloglucan endotransglucosylase/hydrolase protein 23
Exons: 4
Coding region: 25-888 (287 amino acids)
Biological process (GO): cell wall biogenesis; xyloglucan metabolic process
Cellular component (GO): cell wall; apoplast
Molecular function (GO): hydrolase activity, hydrolyzing O-glycosyl compounds; xyloglucan:xyloglucosyl transferase activity
Source: RefSeq, a predicted model, not a curated record
AGAGCUCAAUCAAAUAUCGAUUCAAUGGCUGCUUUCUGUUCUUUUAGACGCGGUUUAGCAGGCCUACAAGUGUCUUUAAUCAUCAGCUUCUUGGCUGCUGCCUCAGCAGGUAACUUCUACCAAGACUUUGAUAUCACUUGGGGGGAUGGGCGUGCUAAGAUACUCAACAAUGGGGAGCUUCUUACUCUCUCUCUUGACAAGGCCUCCGGCUCGGGUUUUCAGUCCAAGAAUGAGUAUCUGUUUGGGAAGAUUGCUAUGCAGAUCAAGUUAGUCCCUGGAAACUCUGCUGGCACUGUAACUGCCUAUUACUUGUCUUCAAAAGAGUGGGAGACUCAUGAUGAAAUAGACUUUGAAUUCUUGGGGAACCUCAGUGGUGAUCCUUACAUUCUUCACACCAAUGUGUACAUCCAAGGCCAGGGAAAAAGAGAGAAGCAAUUCUACCUCUGGUUCGACCCAACUGCUGAUUUCCACAACUACUCCAUCCUCUGGAAUCCACAAUGCGUGGUCUUCUGGGUUGAUGGCAUCCCCAUCAGGGAGUUCAAGAACUUGGAGUCAGCUGGUGUUCUCUUCCCAAAGAGCCAGCCCAUGCGGAUAUACUCCAGUUUAUGGAAUGCAGAUGACUGGGCAACAAGAGGAGGCCUUGUCAAAACUAACUGGAGCCAAGCUCCUUUCGUGGCUUCCUAUAGGAGCUUCAAUGCUGAUGCUUGUAUAUUGUAUUCUGGAACAUCUUCUUGCAGUUGGGACUCUCCUCCAUGGCUCUCACAAGUGCUUGAUUCCACAGACCAGCAGAAGAUGAAAUGGGUCGAGGACAACUACAUGAUUUACAACUACUGCACUGAUGCAGAGCGGUUCUCCCAGGGCCUUCCUACAGAAUGCAUGUGCAAAUAAUAAGAAGUAAACUGCAUUUGAAGCCAUGAGAAUCACCUGCCUUUUUCGGGCUGUAACUCGGCUUGUGCUAUCAGUGUUUGUUUGUUGUCUGAUUGUUGCGCUUGCAAU